AAGCAGGAAUUCGAUGAGGAAGCACAACGAAAGCGGAAGUUGCUGGUGUUGUUAGACGUGAAUGGCUUUGGUCAGAUUUGGCGAGUUUCUGGAGCGAUAUCAAAGCAUCUGCUCCAAGGUCAUGACAGGAGAUAAAAAUAUCUAUAUCCAUGCAGUACCGUUCUCCUAGCAAUCCACCAUGAGGCUGAGGUUCAAGCUGAAGACUGUCUUUAUCCUCUACUUCACUGUCUCUCUUUUGGGGCUGAUGUACGCCCUUAUGCACUUGGGUCAGCACUGUGAGUGCAGUGAGCAUGACAUGACGAAGGAUCGUACCAUUUCCCGCCUUUUAGGGAAGUUACACAGCCUCCAGGGGCACACAAAGAAAGAACCUACCAAGCCCCACCUGCCAACCAUUUAUGUAAUCACACCAACUUAUGCCAGGCUAGUCCAAAAGGCUGAGCUAACCCGACUGUCCCAGACGUUCCUGCAUGUACCCCAGCUCCACUGGAUUGUUGUGGAGGACUCAUCCCAGAGGACCGACCUGGUGUCACACUUCUUGGAACACUCGGGCCUGGUCUUCACUCAUCUGCACAUUCCUACCCCACAAGAUCGCAAGCUCCAGGAGGGAGACCCCAACUGGCUGAAGCCCCGUGGCGUGGAGCAGCGGAACGAGGGGCUGCGCUGGCUGAGGGAGAACAUCUGGGUGGGUGAGGCGGCUGAGGGUGCGGUUUACUUUGCAGAUGACGACAACACCUACAGCCUUCAGCUUUUUGAGGAGAUGCGGUGGACCCAGCGGGUGUCUGUGUGGCCCGUAGGGCUGGUGGGCGGCAUGCGGUACGAGGGCCCCGUGGUGGAGCAAGGCCGAGUGGUGCGUUUCCACACGGGCUGGCGCCCCAGCCGGCCCUUCCCCUUGGACAUGGCUGGUUUCGCCAUCUCCCUGCGGCUCGUGCUGAGGAACCCAGAGGCCCGAUUCGAUGGGAAUUCGCCCAUGGGCUUCGUGGAAAGCAGCUUCCUGCAGGGCCUGGUAACCAUGGAGGAGCUGGAGCCUAAAGCUGAAAUGUGCACCAAGGUACUGGUGUGGCACACCCGCACUGAGAAGCCGAAGAUGAAGCGAGAGGAAGCACUGCAGGCUCAGGGGUUGGGCUCUGACUCGAAGGUGGAAGUGUGAAGCAAAGUGCCCAAGAAGUGGAUUAGCAUAACCUCAACCUAUCUGGGAUUGGUUCCAUGCACACUUGACCUGCCCAAGAUUGCCUGGGACAAGCCUGGUUGAGAUGUGAGUGCUGAACUCACCAAAGGGAAGGCUUAUGAUUGGAUGGCUUAUCUCUGGGGAUGAUGCAAGAACACACCCCCACCUAGAAAGAAGUUAAACUCUUAAAAACAGCCUCCCUCGCCUGUCAGAUUCCCUUUGCAUAUCCUUUGCUCAUUCAGACAACGGGGUCGAGGAGGUGGGCACUGCAGACUAGUGGAGAGGAAGAAAGAGGUUAAGAGGAACAUAUAGUAGGCAUAUAGCUAUUUAUAGAGAUUAAAAAAUAGAGGUCAAGGAAGGAAGGGAGGGCAGGACGAGCAACGUACUUGAAAAGCAAACAUUGUUGAAAUAGAUGUUUCUUCAUUCUUAUCUGCCUCUCUCUGAAACACGCCUCGGCUAACUGUCCCAGUAGAAUAAUCUAGAAACAGCUUUGUACAUAGUGUAAAACAAUGGGAGAGCAAAACUAUUUAAUGACAGAGUAUAAUUGCUGGAUGUAUACCUGCCUUAAUGUAUAUCCACCUGUAUGUUCGCAUGUGUGUAUGUGGUUCAGAUGGUGUUUAAUGCUUAGGUUUGAAUGUCAGUAUAUUAUGCAUGUUUCGUGCUUUUUGUAAUGUAUCCCGGUUCCAUCCUUAAACUAAUAAAACUCUUUCCACUGCUAA
Messenger RNA from Brienomyrus brachyistius, 1884 nucleotides. RefSeq names its product beta-1,3-glucuronyltransferase 3 (glucuronosyltransferase I) (gene b3gat3). Gene Ontology annotation, biological process: carbohydrate metabolic process; chondroitin sulfate proteoglycan biosynthetic process. Gene Ontology annotation, molecular function: galactosylgalactosylxylosylprotein 3-beta-glucuronosyltransferase activity. The coding region runs from base 179 to 1147 and encodes 322 amino acids. The record is from RefSeq and is a predicted model, not a curated record. Gene Ontology annotation, cellular component: Golgi membrane. Lineage: Eukaryota; Metazoa; Chordata; Actinopteri; Osteoglossiformes; Mormyridae. The transcript has 6 exons.